Molecule: messenger RNA, 6207 nt
Organism: Sporisorium graminicola
Lineage: Eukaryota; Fungi; Basidiomycota; Ustilaginomycetes; Ustilaginales; Ustilaginaceae
Exons: 1
Coding region: 1-6207 (2068 amino acids)
Biological process (GO): chromatin remodeling; regulation of transcription by RNA polymerase II
Cellular component (GO): SWI/SNF complex; nucleus; nuclear chromosome
Molecular function (GO): zinc ion binding; transcription coregulator activity
Source: RefSeq, a predicted model, not a curated record
AUGGAUCCCAACAUGUUUGGCAAUAACUUUGCCGGCAUGUUCGGCCAACAGCAACCACAGAACACAGGUGGUAGCGGCGGCAGCGGCAUCGACACCUCCAAUAUGGGAGGCGGCAUCAACCCAGCCAUGUUCGGGGGACUCGACCUGACCACUCUGCAAAAUAAUCCACAGCUCGCUGCCGCGCUUCUGCAACAACAGCAACAGGCGCAGCAGCAGCAGCAACAGCAACAGCAGCCGUCUCAGCCCAACACUCCGCAGCAGGCGCGCUUCAACCCGGCCAUGUUCAACCCGGCCAUGAUGGGGCUCGACCAGAACAAUCAGGGGGCUGGCGGGAUCAACUUGCAGGCCCUUCAGCGUGCCUCUGCAGCCGGUGGUAACAAUCCUUUGGCUUCAUUCAAUCCGCAGAUGCUAUUGCAACAGCAACAACAACAACAACAGCAGCAGCAGCAGCAGCAGCAGCAACGCCAAGCGACACCGCAACAACAGCAGCAGCCACAACAGCAAGGCGGGCAAGCGUCGCGGUGGCCUCCACAGCAACAACAGCAACCGCAACCACAGCAGCAGCAGCAACAACAGCAGCAGCAGCAGCAAAUGCAACAGAAUCUUCUUGCGCAACUGCAGAACGGUGGGGGAGCCAUGUUCAACAACUUUGGUCAGAUGACUGGCAUGGGGCAACCGCAGCAACAGCACCAGCAAGCACAACCACCACAGCAGCAGCAGCAGCCUCAGCAACAGCAGUUUGGUGCAGGAGGAUUCAACCCGGCCGCCUUUGGUCUCAAUCCUCAGACCAUGGCUCUCUUUCAGCAGAAUCCGAUGCAGGCUAUGCAGGCCAUGCAGGCGUUUGGUCAGCUCAAUCCUGGAGCGUUCCCUCCAGGCGCUUUCAAUCAGCUCAUGAUGCAACAGCAGCAACAGCAACAGCAGGCACAGGCUGGCGGCUCCUCUCAGCCCGGUCAACUUCCUGCCAUGUUUCAGCAGGCCCAGAAUGGCAACAUAGCGGGCAUGCUCGAUCCUGCGGCGCUCAUGGGCGGCUCGCAACAACAGCAGCCUAACCUGUUCUCUGGCGGUGCAUCCGCUCCUGGCGCCUCUCCCGUUCGACCCAACUCGGCGCUUCAGCAACCGCAGCAGCCGCCCAACGGCAUCCCUGCGUAUCUGCAGUCCAAUAACCAGAAUCAGAUGCAGUCAGGUCAGUCCUCACCCGCCCCGUCGCAUCAACCGCCGGGGACGCCUCAGCAGAGCAACGCCAACAACGGCGCCGUGCCUUCCACACCGACUACUGCCUCCAAGUCCAAGCCGCCAAGGAAGAAGUCCGAAAAGAAGAACACGGCCAAGUCGCAGGCGGCGCAGAAUCAGACGCCCGUCAUGCAGCACGCCACUGCUCCUGGCACGGCUAGUAUGCAACCGUCUCCCAGCGCUUCGUCGAUAGCUGGCAUCCAGGGCGCUUCGCUCCCCGGCAGCGCCUUUGACCGAUCGCGCAGCCACACGCGUUCCCCCAGUGUUUCGCAGGGCGGGCAAGGCACGCCAUCGCAAAUGCACGCUCUGCCUCCUGGAAUGCAAGGAAUGCCGCCACAGCAACAGCAACAGCCGCCGCUGCAGCAACAACAUCAGCUUCCGCAGGUGGGAAUGCCCGGAAUGCCCGGACAGCCCGGACAACCCGGACAGGCGCCGCAGCAGCAGGUAGUCCCGCCAAAUUGGAUGCCUAGCCUCAACCCACAACAACAGCAGGCCGUUUUGUCGAGAGCGUUGGCACUAGCCAAGGCACAGGAAGGCUCGGGUCUCACGCCGGUGCACACGCUGAUGCAGAUGGGUUACCUCUUCCUCAAGGCUUCCAGCUUGCCUGGCGGUUCGCAUCCGUCCAUGAUGUCCAACGGCGGCAUGGUACUCACCAUCAACGAAGCACGCGGACUCGGUCUGAUCCCGCAGCAAGGCAUGCAGCCAGGCCAGCCGGGCGCACAAGGCCAACAGCAGCCUCAGCGACAACCGUCGAUCCCUGGAUUGCAGCCUCAACCGCCUCAGCAGCAGCAGCAGCAGCAGCAGCAGCAACAACAACAACAACAACAACAACAACAACAACAACAGUUCCCUCCACAGCAGCAGCCUGGUUUCGGUGUUCCUCCACUCACGCCUCAACAGCAGCAACAGCAGCAAAUGAUGCUCGCCAUGCAACAGCAGCAGCAACAGAUGCAGCAACAACAGCAACAACAGCAACAACAGACUCCUUUCGUUGCACCGCAGCUCGGCCACCCCCAUGGCCAGCGUCCCACCACACCCGCAGGUCAGCACGCCUCGCCUUCUGGCAUGCAUGCGCCUUCGCCUAUGGGUCCAGCUGGUGCCGUUUCCAGCCCAGGCAUGGCCAACAAGCCACGCCCUCGCCAGCCCAGUCUCGCCCUGAGCGCAUCUGGCCGUCCAGACUCGCGUGGAGGAGGAAAUGUGCCGCCCAGCUUUCAGCAAGGAGGACCUCAAGGCCUCAUGGCGCCACCGCCUGCUCCUGGCCACCUGCCACCGGGUAUGGCGCCUGGUAUGGGCAUGCCGCCGGGGAUGGUGCCGGGCGGCCAGUUGCCUCCCGGCUACGGGGCGCCAGGUGGACCUCAAAUGGGCCCAGAUGCGACACCGCCGAUGCUCAAGCAGCAAGGACGACGUCCGUCCAUGGUGCAAGACCCUUCGCUCAACGCCACUCCAGACCACAGGAGGCCCUCGUUGGCAGGCUCGGCUACGGGGACCAUGGACGGAAUCGCAGCUACGACACCCGAUCCCAUGGUCAUGGCCGCAGCAAGCGCUGCUGCUGGACAACCAUCGGCGCAAUCGCAGCUGAUCAGUAGCUUUGGCAGCGUCACUACCACGCCCAAAGGUCGAAAGGGUUCUCAAGCUGCUCCUGUCGGUCUGCCCGGUGCUUCGCCGAUGCAAGCCGCUGUCGCCCAGCCUGGCGCCCGUGCGAUGGACGAGGCACCGACGCUUCCCGAUGCAGCAGCAGACGCUACGGUGGCGACUGGCAAGCCAACGACGCUAGCAGGUAGCACUCCAGCAUUUGCUCAAACCGUUCCUUCGAAUCUCGCCAACAUGCCCAUGCUCCUCGGUGGACCUGCACCCAAAGAGUCGGCGGUCGGCACGCCUAUCACGCAUUUCAACACGCGUGUGACCAAGCUGGACGAUGCCAUGCGACCCCAGCGUGCAGCCACCGAAGACAACGGCGAUGCAGCAGCAAGCUCUGCAGGUGACAAGGCGGAUGAACCUGCGUGGACACAGCUCACAGCCGAGCAAGAGGCUGAGCUGGUCAGCAUCAUGAAGCGAGAUCUCGAAUACGAGAAACUCUUCCGACAGCAGCAGCAAGAGAUGGACAAGUCGCUCAAGGAUCGUAUCGACCGUGUGAGGCCACCUCGAAGAAAAGCGACGGACGGUACCAUCACCAAGCCAACGCCCGUGGCAUGGUGGGAGCGGCCCGAGGAGGAGGACGUCUCGGGUCUGUCGCGCGACAUGUUCAGGCCCUUUGGCGUGCUCUUCCCCAACCAGAAGCGAGCCGAGCUCGACCAGGGCCAGCGCGGCGCCCGCCCUCACAUUCCUCUCAAACGCUCUGUCAUGGAGUCGGUCUCGCAGCAGGGCGAAGACCUCGUACCAAUCCGACUCGAGAUCGACCAUGAGCACUGGAAGUUGCGCGAUACCUUCACCUGGAACGCACAGGACUCGCACAUUAACGUCGAGGCGUUUGCACAGUCGAUCUGUGAAGACAUUGGGUUGCCCGCGACCGUGUUUGUGCCGCAAAUCAAGGAGCAGAUCACCACACAGAUCCUCGAUCACCAGACGACCAGCGCUUUCAAGGCCAAGCCAUCCUUCGACUUUGGCUUGGACACGAAGGAAGGCAAAGGCUCGCUCGAGGACAAGGAUCUCCGCUGGUGGUCCAAGUGGCGACGCAGAGUCGAUUCGCUUCCCUUCGGCGACAAACCCUCUUCUGCUACUACCGUUGCGCAAGCCCCAGUUGGCGCAGACGACGACGUCGCCAUGCACGCGGAUGACAGCAGCGAAGAGGACGAUGCGGGAUCGGAGCCACGCGAGAUCGUCGACACCACUCCAGCCGAAGAGCUGCGAAUGAUGAUCAAGCUCGACAUUACCGUUGGCGCCAUGAACCUGGUCGAUCAGUUUGAGUGGGAUGCCAGCGAGUCGGAUCCGGCCGCUGCUGAAAAGUUUGCUGAAGCCUUCGCGGCGGAUCUGGGCCUUUCGGGCGAGUUUAAGACGGCCAUUGCUCACUCGAUUCGCGAGCAGGUCUCUGUGCAUGUCAAGUCGCUAGCGAUGACGGGCCACACGUUCGAUGGCAGACCGAUUGCCGACGAAGAGCUGCGGGCGGCUUUCUUGGGGCCUGUCAGCAAGUCAAACCUGUCGAGGGGCGAGAUCGAGUCGUACCACUUUACGCCGCGGCUCUUGCAGCUCACGGAGGCCGAGAUCGAACGACUGGACCGCGAGCGCGAGCGCGAGGCGCGUCGAAAGCGUCGUCAGACGCGUGGCCGUCGUGGCAUCAACCUGCCCGACCGCGAUCCCCAAAAGACGCAACGCACGCCGGCGGUGUAUGGCAUCCAGACGGUUCAGACCGACGCUGCCAACGCUCUGCAAAACACCAACGGGCUGAGCGAUCGCUACGGAGGCAUGUCGACGCGCCGUGCAGCAGCUGCGGCCGCCAAUGCUUCGAUCGCGCCUUCGCAGUCGAUCGACGUUGGCACGCCGACACCGGGUCCCGACGGGCUGGGUCUGCCUGAGCGCAAAAAGCCCAAGGUCAACCACCACGCCAUCCACUUCGACUUCCCUGGCGGACUGGGUCGCAAAACGGAUCCUGGUGGACCCAAGUUUGCGCCCGAGUACACGGAGGAAGAGGCAAGGAAGCGCGCACGGUCACCCGAGAACCAAGCGACAGGCUCACAAGCUGAGAAGCCUGCGCCAAAGCUUGUCUCGCUGUCGUACGCUCAGCGCAACAACGUGCGACCGGAGGACCUGGAGCGUCAGCAUCCCAACUUCCACGACGGCAUGUGGCAUUGCUCGAACUGCGGUAUUCCAGGCACGCUGGCGCCAGGAAGGCGAAAGGGACCGUUGGGCGACAAGUCGCUGUGUGGACCGUGUGGUAAGUACUAUCACCGUCACCGCAAGGUGCUCAUUUUGGAGUACACGCGGGAUCCCGUGGUGCAUCUGAAGCAGCAGCAGGUGCAGAAUCGCAAGAUGGGCGUCUCGAAUCCGCUGAUCGACACGGCGCUGCUCAACGCGUUAGGAGAGCAGGAAGAUUCGACCGAGCCUACGAGUGCUGCAGACACCCCGAAGCCAGACGGAGGCAAGGAUGACGGCAGCGGGAUCCGACGCAAAGGCCGGCCUCCGGCGACAUCCCUGGCGACGAGUCGAGGUGAUGGCGGGGAUCGCUCGGAUGAAGAUUUACCGUUUGAGAUGGUGGGCAGCCCGGACGACAGCGACUCGUCUUCAAGGUCGAGCAGUCCCGAGCCGGCACCUCGAACGCGCAAGUCGGCGUCGCAGUCGAUUGGGAUUGAGGAGGAUUCGCAGCAUGUGCAACGUUCAGCGGCAGACAGCGCUCGGGACAAGGUGACGGCCUCAUCUGCUGCUGCUGAGACCGAAGCUGCCAAGGAAAGCGAAGCGGCGGCAACCGAUGCGGUUGAUGUCAAGACGGAGGCUGACGUUGAGAGUGAACCUGUCACGACCUCAGCGGACUCCAUCAUGACUGCAGCAGCCAACAGCAGCAGCAGCAGCGUAGCACCUGGUUUGGCUGGUGUGGCUGGAUCGCCAUCCGGAGCGUCGGGUGCAGCCGGCACACCGACUCUGUCGAAUGCUUCGCCACGCAUGGCAGCGAUCCCAGGCGCAACUCCUCCGGACUGGUUGACACAAUCGGGUGCCGCCCUGAAAGCGCGCUAUCCGAACGAUCGAUUCGAGAUCCAACAACGACCGCGACCUGCGGGCGUGCCACCUCCGCCGCAGCCGGAAUGGAGGGUGAGAUGUCUGGACUGCCCCGGCAAGCUGUACACACCCGGGCCGGGAGAGAGUCUCAACAACUUUGAAAUCCACCUGCGCAACCGUCUGCACCGCGCCAAUGUCAACAAGAGGGUGUAUGGCAACACGGCACCGCCAGCAGCAGCAGCGGCAGCAGGCGUCGCGUCGCCCGGCGGUAAUGGCGGUGCUGCUGGUACGCCGCACAAGAGUCCCAGUGCUGCACAUGCGCCUGGGCCAUAA